AUGUGCUCAGGAGUCCCCAUCACCCUCACAUGGGGUUCUCAUCGCACUCAAGGGUCCUCAUCACCUCGGGGUCCUCAUCGCCUCGGGGUCCUCAUCGCACUCGGGGUCCUCACCGCACUCAGGGGUCCUCGCCUCAGGGGUCCCUCAUCGCACUCGGGGUCCUCCAUCCUCAGGGUCCUCAUCGCACUCAGGGUCCUCAUCGCACUCGGGGUCCUCAUCGCACUCAGGGGUCCUCAUCGCACUCAGGGGGUCCUAUCGCACUCAGGGGUCCUCAUGCUGAGGGGUCCCCCAUCGCACUCGGGGUCCUCAUCGCCUCAGGGGUCCCCACCGCACUCGGGGGUCCUCAUCGCACUCAGGGUCCCAUCGCACCUCGGGGGUCCCUCAUCGCACUCAGGGGUCCCUCAUCGCACUAGGGGGUCUCAUCGCCUCGGGGUCCUCAUCGCACUCGGGGGUCCCCAUCGCACUCGGGGUCCCUAUCGCACUCGGGGUCCUAUCGCACUCGGGGGUCCCUCCAUCCGCAGUCUCCAUCCGCCUCGGGGGUCCUCAUCGCUCGGGGUCCUCAUCGCACUCAGGGGUCCUCAUCGCCUCGGGGUCCUCCAUCGCACUCAGGGGUCCCCACUCCGCCUCAGGGGUCCUCAUCGCACUCAGGGGUCCUCAUCGCCUCGGGGGUCCUCAUCGCACUCAGGGUCCUCAUCACUCAGGGGUCCUCAUCGCACUCGGGGAUCUAUCGCCUCGGGGGUCCUCAUCACCUCGGGGUCCCUCAUCGCCUCGGGGUCCUCAUCGCACCAGGGCCCUCAUCGCAUCGGGGGUCCUCAUCACUCAGGUCCUCAUCGCACUCGGGGGUCCCCAUCACCUCGGGGUCCCCAUCGCACUCGGGGUCCUCAUACUCAGGGGUCCUCAUCGCCUCAGGGGUCCUCAUCGCACUCGGGGUCCUCACAUCGCACCCGGGGUCCUCAUCGCACUCGGGGGUCCUCAUCGCCUCGGGGUCCUCAUCGCACUCAGGGGUCCUCAUCGCCUCGGGGUCCUCAUCGCCUCAGGGGUCCCUCCUUGCGCCUCAGGGGGCCUCCAUCGCACUCGGGGGUCCCUCAUCGCCUCGGGGUCCUCAUCGCACUCGGGGUCCCCAUCGCACUCAGGGGGUCCUCCCAUCGCACUCGGGGGUCCCCAUCGCACUCGGGGUCCUCAUCACUCCGGGGUCCUCAUCGCAGGGGGUCCUCAUCGCACUCGGGGGUCCUCAUCCACUCGGGGGUCCUCAAGCUCACUCGGGGUCCUCAUCACUCAGGGUCUCAUCGCACUCAGGGGUCUCAUGCUCAGGGGUCCUCGAUCACACAGGGGUCCUCCGCCACCCCGGGGUCCCCAUCGCCUCGGGGGUCCUCAUCACCUCGGGGUCCCCAUCGACUCCGGGGUCCCACUCACUCGGGGUCCCUCGCCUCGGGGGUCCCCAUCACUCAGGGGUCCCUCAGCCACUCGGGGGUCCCUCAUCGCACUCGGGGGUCCCCAUCGCACUCGGGGGUCCUCAUCGCACUCAGGGGUCCCCAUCGCACUCAGGGGUCCCUCAUCGCCUCGGGGUCCCCUCCCUCAGGGGUCCCUCGCCUCACCUCAUCGCACUCAGGGGUCCCCAUCGCCUCAGGUCUCUGCACUCAGGGUCCCCAUCGCACCCAGGGUCCCUCGCACUGGGUCCCCAUCGCACUCAGGGUCCUCAUCGCACUCAGGGUCCUCCAUCGCCUCCAGG
Homarus americanus (American lobster) is the source of this 1729-nucleotide messenger RNA. Its product is annotated as collagen alpha-2(I) chain-like. NCBI's taxonomy places the organism in Eukaryota, Metazoa, Arthropoda, Malacostraca, Decapoda, Nephropidae. The annotation marks the transcript as partial. The transcript has a single exon. The record is from RefSeq and is a predicted model, not a curated record.